AUGUUGUCUUCAAACUUCUUGUUUUUCUCGGUAACUCUACUAAUCAUCACACUCUCCCUCAUACCGAAUUUUGCUUCUGCUACUUUGGAGGAAGCCAAUGGUCUUCUCAAAUGGAAAGAAAACCUUGAAAUUCCACACAACUCCUUGCUCUCUUCAUGGAUUCCAUUCCCUAUGAAUUCCAUGACAUCAUUUCCAUGCACUUCUUGGUUUGGAGUAGGUUGCAAUGCUGUUGGGAGCAUUCAGAGGUUGAACCUCAGUUCAUCAGGCUUAAAAGGUACACUCCACCAAUUUCCAUUCUCUUUGCUACACAAUCUUACGCAUUUUGAUCUCUAUGAGAAUAACUUCUUUGGCACCAUCCCACCAGAAAUCAGACUCUUGUCCAAACUUGUAUAUCUUGAUUUUUCAUUGAAUAUGUUUUCUGGAGUAAUUCCACCUGAAAUAGGAAACCUGCACCAGCUGACCAACUUGUACCUAGACUCGAACAAUAUAUCUAGCUCAAUUCCUUCAUCAUUUGGUGAUUUGACAUCUUUGAAUACCCUUUAUUUGUACAAAAAUCUUCUAUCUGGUCCCAUUCCUAUUGAACUUGGCAAUUUGAAGUCUCUCACUCAUCUUGCGGUAUACAAAAAUCAACUUAGUGGUUCUAUUCCUUCAUCACUAGGAAACCUCAGCAACCUACAGUCUCUACACCUCUAUGAGAAUAGAUUAUCUGGUCCCAUUCCUAUUGAACUUGGGAAUUUGAAAUCUCUCACUCAUCUUGUGGUAUACAAAAAUCAACUUAGUGGUUCUAUUCCUUCAUCACUAGGAAACCUGAGCAACCUACAGUCUCUACGCUUCUAUGAGAAUAGAUUAUCUGGUCCCAUUCCUAUCGAACUUGGCAAUUUGAAGUCUCUCACUCAUCUUGUGAUAUACAAAAAUCAACUUAGUGGUUCUAUUCCUUCAUCAUUGGGUGGUUUGACAUCUCUGAAUAUUCUUUUUUUGUAUAAAAACCAACUCUCUGGUCCCAUUCCUAUUGGACUUGGGAAUUUGAAGUCUCUCAAUUCAAUUUCCAUGAGCUACAAUCAACUUAGUGGUUCCAUUCCUUCAUCACUAGGAAACCUGAGCAACCUACAGUCUCUACGCCUCCAUGAGAAUAGAUUAUCUGGACCCAUUCCUAUUGAACUUGGGAAUUUGAAGUCUCUCGCUAAUCUUCAGGUUGGCAAAAAUCAACUUAGUGGUUCUAUUCCUUCAUCACUAACAAACUUAAGCAAGCUACAGACAUUGUACCUUAAAGGGAAUAAAUUAUCGGGUAUCAUUCCUAUUGAACUUGGGAAUUUGAAGUCUCUCACUGAUCUUAUAUUGAGCGACAAUGAUCUGACUGGCUCUAUUCCUUCAUUGCUAGCAAACCUGAGCAACCUACAAUAUCUGUACCUCAAAUACAAUAAAUUAUCAGGUGCCAUUCCUAUUGAAUUUGGGAAUUUGAAGUCUCUUGAAGAAUUGGUGGUGAGCGGCAAUCAACUUAGUGGUUCUAUUCCAUCAUCACUAGCAAACAUGAGCAACCUAAAGACUAUGUACCUCCACGAGAAUAAAUUAUCUGGUCCAAUUCCUGUUGAACUUGGAAAUAUGAAGUCCCUGACUCAGCUUAUGGCGAACCACAAUCAACUUAGUGGUUCUAUUCCUUCCGAGUUUACGAAUUCAACUCAACUACGAAGGCUUAAUCUGUCUUCAAAUAAUUUGGUUGGUGAGAUCCCAAAAGCAUUUGAGAAGAUGAAAAGUAUGUUAUAUUUGUACAUUUCUGAUAACCAACUGUCAGGUAAUAUACCUCUGGAGCUCGGGUCAUUCCGUGAACUCCUUGAACUAGAUCUAUCCACAAAUAGAUUGAAUGGGUCGAUACCCAAAAGCAUUGGUAAUUGGGCACACAUCCAUCACUUGAAUCUUAGUAAUAACCAGCUUAGUGAGAAAAUUCCAGGUGAGAUUGGUAAAUUAGUUCAACUUACGGAACUUGAUUUAUCUCAGAAUUUUCUCACAAAAGAUAUACCAUCUGAAGUUCAAAGUUUGCAAAAUGUACAAAAAUUGGAUCUUUCUCACAAUAGACUAUCUGGUUCUAUUCCUGAAGCUUUCACAAGUUUGCCUCUUGGGAUUGAUAUCAACCUUUCUUACAAUGAGCUCUCAGGUCCGGUUCCCGCUAACGCCAACUUUGUGAAUGCGUCCCUACAAGGCAAUCCAGGUUUGUGUGGAAAUGUUACGGGAGUGGAACUUUGUGCAAGUCAAAUCCUGAAGAAGAAAAAUGAUCCCUUUCAUCAUCAGCUCAUCCUACUAAUUAUGCUCCCUCUUAUCGGGGCAACUUUACUUGGUUUAUUCAUGUGUGGCCUCAUUGCUUAUCGAAAACAAAAGAGACAUUCUCUACAGAAACCAUUGGAUAAUGAAGGUGGUGAUUACUUCUCCAUAACAACUUUUGAUGGAGGAGUAGUGUAUGAUGACAUCUUGAAAGCAACGGACAAUUUUGAUGAAGUAUAUGCUAUUGGAACCGGAGGAUAUGGGACUGUGUACAAAGCUGAGCUACAGCCUAACAAUGUGGUAGCUGUCAAGAAACUUCACUCAUCAUCUGAGAAUGUUGAUCAUAAUGGAUUCCUUAAUGAGGUACGAACAUUAACGAACAUAAGGCAUCGAAACAUAGUGAAACUCUAUGGAUAUUGCUCCCAUCCCCAUCACUCAUUUUUGAUUUAUGAAUACCUUGAAAAGGGAAGCCUUGGAUCAAUCUUAAAAAGUGAUGUCUUAGCAAAAGAAUUGGAUUGGUUGAAAAGGGUCAAUAUUGUAAAGGCUGUUGCUAAUGGUUUGGCUUAUAUGCAUCACGACUGCUCACCUCCUAUAAUUCAUAGAGACAUUUCCAUCAACAACAUCCUUCUUGAUUCUGAUUAUGAGGCACAUAUAUCUGAUUUCGGCACGUCCAAGCUUUUAAAGCUAGACUCAUCAAACUGGACGACAAUUGCAGGCACCUAUGGAUAUAUCGCGCCAGAGCUUGCUUAUACAAUGGUGGCAUCUGAGAAAUGUGAUGUGUAUAGCUUUGGAGUUGUUGCACUAGAAGUGGUGAUGGGAAAACAUCCUGGAGAACUGAUAACAUCUUUACCAACAUUGUCUGCUGAUUAUUUGGUGUUAGCAAAUGUGGGAGAUAGCCGGAUACCUCCUCCGUCAUCCCAAAUUGAGAAACAAGUUAAGUCGGUGUUGACUCUCACAAGAGCAUGUUUGAACUCAAAUCCACAUGAAAGGCCAACAAUGCACCAAGCUUCAAAUCUGUUAAUUAGAAUCUGCUUUGAAUUGACAUCUUCAGCUUGAUAAAGUGUACAUUCGAUGUUCUUAAUUUUUCUGUAGUUUCUUAUGAUGCUCCUGACUAUAUGUAUACAAUUGAAUGCCAAGGAUGAUUGCAAUCCUUCUACUCAAUACAGGAAAAAAGUGUUAGCUACACAAGUUUUGCCUUUAUUUCGAGGUGAAAUUUUGAAGUGGAAAAGUAAUAUACAAGGUUUCUAC
Messenger RNA from Lactuca saligna, 3501 nucleotides. Lineage: Eukaryota; Viridiplantae; Streptophyta; Magnoliopsida; Asterales; Asteraceae. The record is from the annotation of a GenBank genome assembly.